Molecule: messenger RNA, 827 nt
Organism: Medicago truncatula (barrel medic)
Lineage: Eukaryota; Viridiplantae; Streptophyta; Magnoliopsida; Fabales; Fabaceae
Exons: 1
Coding region: 215-490 (91 amino acids)
Source: RefSeq, a predicted model, not a curated record
ACAAAAACCAUAGUCUAGAAAAACAACUAACAAAAGCUUUCAGCCACUGGUAUUUUCCCAUUCUUUGGGCAUUUCAUUAACUUUAGCAUUUCAAAGCUUCCUAUAUAUAACAACCUGCUUCACUCUUCUUCAUCAACCAACCAAAACACAAGAAUCAAUUUCCUUUGUCAUCUAAAAAGCAAGCAAAAGACUUCAAGAAUCAAUAUUAAUCAAGAUGAGUUCAACAAGUAGAGCAUGGGUAGCAGCAGGCAGUGUUGCAGUUGUUGAAGCAUUGAAAGAUCAAGGAAUAUGCAGAUGGAAUCAUACACUAAAAUCAGUUCAAAAUCAUGUUAAAAACAAUGUCAGAUCAUUUUCUCAAGCAAAGAAGCUUUCAUCCUCUUCCUCUUCUGCUAUGGUUUCUAAUUCUUCUAAGAGACAAAGAGAGAAGACAAAGCAAUCAGAGGAAUCUUUGAGGAAAGUCAUGUACUUGAGUUGUUGGGGUCCCAAUUAAGAGGAACUUUGGAAACAUUGAAGGAUCAAGGAUAUUGCACAUUGAAUGAGUUCCUCAGCUCAUGCCCAAGAAGCUAUAUCCUACUCCUUCUUCAACAAUUCCAAAAAAGCUCAUGAGUGAUGAGAAGAAGAGGAAAGCAGAGGAGUCUAUGGGAACCCUUUUGUUCUUGAGCGCAUAUGGAGUCCAAAUUCUUAGAACAAAAAAUGGAAACAAAAUUAGCAACAUUCAAAAUCACAGAAAAAUAUGGUGUCACUGAUAUAUGUAUUUCUGUAUGAAACUUGAGAGCCGAGUGCUCAAAUGUUAAAAUAGCACUUUCAUUAUGUAAAUUUGCUACCAA